Messenger RNA from Uranotaenia lowii, 2088 nucleotides. It is a transcript of the gene PPP4R2r, whose product is annotated as serine/threonine-protein phosphatase 4 regulatory subunit 2. Gene Ontology annotation, molecular function: protein phosphatase regulator activity. Gene Ontology annotation, cellular component: protein phosphatase 4 complex; nucleus; cytoplasm. The transcript has 3 exons. The record is from RefSeq and is a predicted model, not a curated record. The coding region runs from base 122 to 1864 and encodes 580 amino acids. Gene Ontology annotation, biological process: protein dephosphorylation. NCBI's taxonomy places the organism in Eukaryota, Metazoa, Arthropoda, Insecta, Diptera, Culicidae.
GCUUGGCAUAACAAAUUUAAUGGCGGUGACGGAGUGAAAGAAUUCGUGUUUAGUUGCUUCUUUGAGUUUUCAUUGUGAAUAUUUACCGAAAAUUGUAACGUUUUGUCCAAAAUUGCACACUAUGGAGAAUCCCGAAGAAGUGCUGCAGCUGUUGGAGCGAUUCACCAAGCUGAAUCAGAAGGAUAUCCCUCGUGAGCUGGAAGAUUAUCUACGCUUUGUUGCUCGAACCGGAGAUACUGUCUACCGAUGGCCGAUCGUGAAGCCACUUUUCCGGGAGAAAUUGCUCCAUGUGAUAACUGACUUCUACGAUAGCACUCCGAGUAUCGCGGAUUUGCCCCAGUAUCCGAAUGUGGAUCCGUUCAACUACGAAGGCAUGCGACGAACAUUAGUGGAACGGUUGGAACAUUUCAGUUCCGCUCCUUUUACGGUACAACGGAUCUGCGAGCUACUAACGGAACCGAGAAAACAGUACACCCGCAUCGAUAAGUUCAUGAGAGCGAUCGAAAAAAACAUUUUGGUGGUCAGCACCCAAGAACCCGGAAGACGACGCUCGGACAGCGAGAAUGGAGACUCACUCGAUUCGAUCGUGAACGGAGACUUAGAAGUCAACGUGGACAUCGAAAUGGAUAACGAAGCCUUCGGUAUAGAGUCAGGUGAUAUGGCAGCUCAGAACUCAUCAUCAUCCUCGUCCUCGUCUUCGUCAUCAUCAUCGGUCUCACCAGUCGUGGCAGCUGCAACACCAUCAACUUCUUCAUCUACGGUUGCGACGGAAGUCCCAGCAUCCAUUUGUUCGGAAUCGACUGAUUCAACUACACCAAAGGACACCUCUGUGGUGGAGAAAUCACCUGAACUAGACCCUGAACAUUCUUCUUCAAGUGCUGAAGGUACAUCUGAAGAAGCUAAGCCGGUUGAAAACGAAAAUAGUUGUCCAGACGCACCACCAAUUUCCAAUGUUGAGGAUACUGAACUCCCUCAAGAUAAACACAAACCAUCUGAUGACAAUUUUGUAGAAAAAGAACAAUCAGUAGCAAGUUCUGCGCCUUGCGAAGAUGCAAUUGAUGGUGGUGGUGUUGCUUCUUCCGAAAACCAAUCAUCGGAAUCUACCGAACUUAUUGAACAUGCUGACAGUAAAGAUAAAUCUCCGGUCGAAUCAUCACUUAGACCACAAGAACAAAACGAAUCAUUAGAUGAUGAAGAACCUCAAGCAAAACUGGCCAAAUUGGAGGAAAGUGAACCAACACAAGGGGUUGUCGAAGUUAAGUCGGAUGUUUUACAGGUAACUCCCGUAGAAUCUGUUGAUUCAGAAAAGGAAGAACUCAGCUCGACUUCCUCGACAGAUUCAGGCGGAAACAGCACCAGCAUUGAUUCUGAAUCAAUUUCCUCGGGUAACGAUAAUUCUGCAUCUAACUCGGUCGAAUCGAUUGUCCACCUCACCCCGGAAGAGCAGGUCGAGGUAGUUCCGCCGUUGGAUGAAGUUGAAAAACCUAUCGAAACUCAAACUCCCAUAGAACCAGUACAAUUACAACCGACUGAAAAUGUACCGCUCCAAGUUAUUCCUGCAGAAGAUCAACCGACAACAGCAGUUGAACCUUCUGCUCUGGGCGUGGCCUCGAGUGAGUCUGACGCUAUCGAAAGAACCGAAUCGAAACCUAUCGAGGUGGAACUCAGUGAACCAACCAUCCCGACUGAUGAAAUGGAAACGGCGUCUUCAAUAACUGUCCCGGAAAGUGUUAUGGCCACUGACGAGGAAGAGUCAAUUAGUGAUACCAUAGUCCCGAUGGCGGCCGAAGUAACAGAUGCUCCCAAAGUCGAAGACAAUGCUAUGGACAUCGAUGAAUCAAGCGUUGAACCUAUGGAUCAAUAGAUGGCUCUAAAGUAGCACAUAGUGAUACUUGCUAACAGUGUUCAACCUCGUUUGGUGAAAAGGAUUGGAGCAAUUGGCACUAGCUUUGGUGAAAAAAGUUGAAAACAAAAUUCCAACAAUUGAAUUGCUGUAUUUUACUAAGACUAAACAUGAGAAACAAUGUAAACAAUGACUUAGCUGUAAAUGACGUUGCUGUAAUAAAUUCCCAAUACAAAAAAACGCAA